Cuscuta campestris is the source of this 1957-nucleotide messenger RNA. Lineage: Eukaryota; Viridiplantae; Streptophyta; Magnoliopsida; Solanales; Convolvulaceae. The record is from the annotation of a GenBank genome assembly.
CAAAUUUUUUCCAGAAAAAAAAAAAAAAGCCCAAAUCUUUGUACUGGAUUCCACUGGUGUAUAUUGUUAGCUCAUUUUUCCAACUAGAUGCCACCACCCCUGGCGAUGACGACGGUUACUUGGUUACCCUCUUCUGCUUUGCCGCGUCCCCCCAAACCCUUUUUCCGGGGAAGACAUAACGCCGCCGCACACGUCGUCAAGGCUGCGAAAUGGCCUCGUGCCAGCAGCGUAGGAUUCGCAUCGUUGCGCGGAGAGAGACUGCUCAGGUUCAGCACACUCCAUAGGGGACGCCGUAUAUCACUUCUCACGGCGGAUUGCGGCGGCGAUGGAUCGGUUUCGACCGACGGGGACGAUGAGGUCCAGUGGAGGAGAUCGUUACAGGCAAUUCUCUGGAUUGCGGAGGGAAUUUAUGUGAUUUGGCUCUUUUUGCUCCCCUAUGCGCCUGGAGAUCCCAUAUGGGCAAUCAGUUCAGACACUGUGAAUCAUCUUGUUGCCCUUUCCCUUAAUUUCUUUCUCAUUUUGCCUCUCUUGAACAAUGCUGGCAUUCAUUUCUUAGAGGCGCCAGUGCAACACCCAGUGUCCGAAGGACUAUUCAAUUUCGUUAUCGGGUGGACGUUUAUGUUUGCGCCUUUGUUGUUCACCGACCAUAAGAGGGAUAGGUAUAAAGGGUCGCUGGAUGUUUUUUGGAUCCUCCAAAUGUUCCUCACAAACACAUUCUUAAUACCAUACAUGGCCAUUAGGCUAAACAGCGGAAGGAAAGUAGAUGAACCAAGAAAGGCCUCUCGGUUUGGUUCCAUCAUGACUAACAAUGCACCCAUUGUGGGGCUAAUUGGCGCUGGGGUCUGUUUGCUGUCAACAAUUUGGGCAGUCUUCAAUGGUGACUUUGGUGGCAUAGCAGAAAGGUGGGAGUUCUUGGUGAGUUAUAUCGGAUCCGAAAGACUUGCAUACGCCUUCGUUUGGGACAUAUGUCUCUACACGAUUUUCCAACCGUGGCUCAUAGGAGACAACUUGCAAAACAUUCACAAGGAUAAGGUUAAACUGGUGAGUUAUUUUAGAUUCGUUCCAUUUGUUGGCCUCCUUGCCUACUGCCUCUGUCUAAACCUUGAUCAUGACAAAUCUAAUACAUGAAAAUGAUAAUGGAUGGACAAGCAACAUGCAUUAUAAACUAUGAAAAUAACUUUUUCUUGGAAUUUAGGUAUACAUACAUCUAGCUAGCUACUUAGUACUUUAGUAGUGAAGGCCCUGAUUUGAUCAAUCAAUUCAUCAGUUCUUGUUUGCACAAGUUGUGAUUGCCCAAGGAUAUGAAAUGCAUGGCCCACACCUUUACUCACAAAAACCUUCACUUUCUUCCCUGCUUUACUCAAAGCUCCACAGUACUCCAAACUCCUGUCUCUUAAUAUAUCCAGCUCGGAGACGAAAACUAAACUCGGUGGAUCCCUUGAAUCCUUCAUACCAUCUAUCGCACGCCCGUUUGCCGCAAUUGGAUUGCACCACGGGUGGUCCCGGUUAGCCCCUGCAGGGAGAGCCAACCUCCAAUACGUGUCCGAGGCCGCCAGCGUGAGGAGCGAAUGCGGUUGGUGGGCCAUGCACGUCUCCGAGCGAGUCCUCGAUUCUCCUCCAAAAAAAGGUUGAAUGAGAAUGGUGCCUUUUAUGGCCAAGGGACUAGUCACCAAGGGUUUAAAAUUAUGUUCUCUUUUGGGACAUAAUAACCUUAGGGUGACAUUGUGUACUAUGUUGGCACCAGCACUAUCACCACAUAGGAAAAUGCAAGAAAGGUCACAUUUGUUUGACCAAUGAUAUUCCUUCUCUGUCCUCCCAUGCUGCCUUAGGAGCCACAUAAUUGCCUUUACCCCAUCGUCAUAUGCCGCCGGAAGUACAUUCUCCGGUGCCAACCGGUAAUUUACAGAAACUAUUGCACACUUGGUUCUUCCGGCCAGUUUGGCUAGGAAUUCAUGGU